Macrosiphum euphorbiae (potato aphid) is the source of this 312-nucleotide messenger RNA. NCBI's taxonomy places the organism in Eukaryota, Metazoa, Arthropoda, Insecta, Hemiptera, Aphididae. The record is from the annotation of a GenBank genome assembly.
AUGCUUAGUGGGGAAUGGAGAAUAAGGAAAAAUGAUGAACUAGAGACACUCUUUCAUAAACCCAGUAUACUCGAAACAAUAAAGAACGGAAGAUUGCUUUGGGCUGGGCAUGCCUGGCGUAGUCAAAACCCACUCAUACGGAUGGUACUGGAGGAGAACCCUAAUGGAAAAAGACCGCUGGGAAGACCACGUCGGAGAUGGGAGGACGGAGUUAGGGAUGAUGUGAAAGCAUUAGGUGGAGGAGAAGAUUGGAGAUUACAGGCAUCGAAUAGAGAAAACUGGAGGCAAGGAUGUAUGUCGGGAUGGUCCUAG